Molecule: messenger RNA, 1824 nt
Organism: Thrips palmi
Lineage: Eukaryota; Metazoa; Arthropoda; Insecta; Thysanoptera; Thripidae
Gene: MRG15
Product: mortality factor 4-like protein 1
Exons: 9
Coding region: 124-1098 (324 amino acids)
Biological process (GO): chromatin organization; regulation of DNA-templated transcription
Cellular component (GO): NuA4 histone acetyltransferase complex; nucleus
Source: RefSeq, a predicted model, not a curated record
AGGCCCAUUUCGUGUGAAUAGAGAAUCUCGCCCACCGGUCUUUCCGCACCGGUUGAAGUUGUGGUUCUAGUUGUCGCGGUAACCUCUCUUCGAUAGCAUUUUCCUUUAGAUUUUUAUUCUGAGAUGGCCCCUAAUGCACCUUACAAAUUUAAAGAAGGAGAGAAGGUUCUAUGCUUUCAUGGACCCCUAAUAUAUGAGGCAAAAUGCCUGAAACAAUCAUCUAAUGAUAAAGGCCCUAUCAAAUAUCUAAUCCAUUAUGCUGGAUGGAAUAAGAAUUGGGAUGAGUGGGUUCCUGAAGACCGAGUGUUGAAAUACAAUGAGCAGAAUCUUCUUAAGCAGAAGGACCUUCAGCGUAACCAUGCAGCAAAUCCAGUCAGUAAAAAGAAAGCUGUAAAAGCUGUCAAGGGUAAAGGGGGUGACGGGGACACUGAUAGCCGUUCCUCAACUCCCACUCAGAAGGCAUCUGAAAAGUCUCAACCAUCAACACCGUCAUCUUCUCAAGAUUCGUCCAGUGAUGUGCCUAAAAAGAAGAAGAGCAGAGCAGAUGCCACUGUGGAAACAGAAGAACAGUUUCUAUCUAAAGUAGAGGUUAAAGUGAAAUUGCCAGAUGAACUUAAACCGUCUCUUGUUGAUGACUGGGAUCUCAUUACAAGACAAAGAAAGCUUGUCAACCUUCCAGCAAAGCUCACUGUUGAUGAGAUUCUGGAUAAUUAUGUCAAAAUGAAAACUUCCAGCAAGAGCAACACUCCAAACAAGGAAAGCUGCCUGAUGGAUGUAGUACGAGGAAUUAAGGACUAUUUCAAUGUUAUGUUGGGGUCACAACUUCUUUACAAGUUCGAGCGUUCACAGUAUAGUGAACUAUUGGAGCAGCAUCCUGACAAGUCUAUGAGUGGUAUUUAUGGAGGAAUUCAUCUCUUAAGACUUUUUGUGAAACUGGGAAAGAAUUUAGCAUACACACCAUUGGAUGACAAAAGCAUUCAACUGUUGUCAAUGCAAAUCCAAGACUUUUUAAGGUACAUGGUUAAAAACAAAUCCACUAUUUUCUCACUUCAAGAUUAUGGCAUAGCUUCACCAGAAUACCAGAGAAAAAUCAUCUGAAAGUGGCAACUGAUUUUUGUUGUAAACUUACAAAUUAGGCAUUGGUGCAGAUUUUAUUGAUGUAACAAUGUACCAAUAUUUUAAUUUCUGUAGAGUUUGAAAUAUGUUCCAAGAUAGCCCUCAAAAUUGAACAUUAAAAUUUCAAUCAUACCAGUGUUACACGCUAGGUGCAUUAAACCUGCACAUCCCAACUAACUUAUUUAACCAAUCAACAGAUUUUUGCCCUACAAAAUCACAUAAAUUAGUUUGAAGUUCUGUUUAUAGCGAACUCCAGGAAGAAGUGAUGUGUAAUUUUCCCAUUUCUGUCUGCUCCUGGUGUUUUCUUUCUUACCUCAGUUAUGACUUGGUUUAUAAUACUGACUGGAUCCGUUUUUAUUGUAUUGAGGCUUAGAUUAUUGGAGCCGGUAAAUCUGUAACAGGAUUGUCUAUUGUAUUUUUAAGGAAGAGCACAGUCCUUCCCAUUUGAAUCUUCUUAAAAUGUUGGUGUCCAAAUAUUUUUGCCAUAUUUUGUUAGUUAUUACUAAUUUUAGUUUUAUGUGUAAUUGUCUUUACUGUGGCAUAGUAUGAGUGGCACUGAUAUGUUUUGUUGAUAAGCAUGGGACUCAUUUUUGAAACGCCUGUACAAUUCCUUCUGUAUGUAUGACUGAUGUAUUUCUAUGUUGAUUAUAGAAGACCUCUAGUGUAAAUAUAUUUAGAUUAGUGUAAUACAAUAUCUGGAAUUUACAA